AGAUCCUAGGAUCCCACAGCGUCAGGCUAGGAGCUCGGCGGCCGGGUGGCUGUGGGAUCCUGCCCUCGGAAGUACGCUGUUGUGCCUGGUGUGCGAGAGCAGAUCCUCUGACCUGGCGGCCCCUUCUUGCGCAUUCUCGGAUUGCCUUGGAUGAUGGCCUGCGUCUGACAGUCCCUCAACUCUUACCGGCUCAGCUCCCCGGUCCUCAGCGUUUACCUGGAAUGGCAGUCUGCCACACCCUGCCCAGCCGCUUCUUGGCCCUCUUGUGUUGUGCCUGACUCUUCUGGCCACACCAGGCCUUCAGUGGGCACUUCUUCCCUCUAUUCCUGGCAUGCCUCAUGGCAGGCGCUGUUGGCAGAACCCCGGUAAUCCUGUCCAGAUCGCAGCCAGUUUCACCAAUGCACACCCUUGGCAGCAGAUGGCGGAUUCUUGGAUUAAGAGGCUCUGCUGUGGAACUGCAUGUGUGUGCACCACCAUGGAACGAAACAGUACAGCUAAUGAUUCUUCUGGCAGUAAGCCUACAGAAAGGGGCCCUCCAGCUGGAUGCAUACCGGAACCCUGGCCACUCAGGACAGACUUCCACUGGGUUCCUGGCUAACCUGGUACCUUCGAUGGCGCUCCAUGACUUCUAGACUUUUCUGGCCCCGAUGGGCAAUUAUACGUCUUCCACUUUGAGCACUAUCGGGGCAAUUGCAGCUGUGUCUAUGAGAACCUCAGUUGACUGACAGGCCCAGCUUAGGCCUGGGCAGCCCACUGCCUCAAUAGGGACCUGCCCUUGCCUGAUGAUGGUAAACUCUUCGGCCGGGAUCUCAAAGAAGUUAUUCAAGGCCCACACAGUUUUGUUGAGCACCAUGCCACUGUCUCCUGUCCUCUGCCUUCCACAUCAAGCCAGCCACCAGUGACCCCACAGUUGCCCACACUAAGGCAGGACUUAGGUUCUCAGUGGCCCUAAUGCCCAGUGUGGAUACUCCCCUGAGGCCUGCCUUAGCUGCUCCCUCUGACCCCUGUUUGGUGCAGGUCUAACCCUAUAUCCAGAAGUGCCUGGCCUGAACAGCAGCUGGCCAAGGAAGGUUCCCCUGGACCCCAAGAUCCCCUGACCCAGUCUAGUUUUGGAUUUAGCCCUUAUUGUAACUGCUAUGAGGCCAGCUGCUUCCUAGCCAAAGGAGGCAGCCCCCAAAUUUGUCUCAGUACCUUUAAAAUCUGUUAACUCCUCUUCUUAGAAGCUAGAAUCAGCUCAUCUGGGGGAGCUUAGAACCCCAGAAAACAGAGAAGAGUUCUAAAACAUGAGACCAAGAAGUGUGUUUGGGCACUCCAUGGUGGUUGAACAGUGUCCCAGAGAUCCCACAAGAGCCACCCUUUUCUUCCAAUCCCUACUCCUUAUCCCUGUGUUCUGAGCACGGUCUAGACAUGCAGCAGUGUCCCUCUUGAUGCAGUGGUGUGCACAGGGCGGGAGUUCCACAGCACCCAGGCAGGACAGUGUUGUCAACAGACGACUCCACUGACCCCCAUGGCUGGAUAGCAACACAGAAAGGCAUGUGAGCAGCUCUCCCUGCUCCUACUGGAAUGUGGACCUGUGUUGGGCCCUAUCUGAGUUCCUACCCCACACCUGGAAGUGCUGGUCCACAUGGCCAGUUCUACAGGAAAGGCUCUGGAGAUGAGCCCACCAGAUUGUUUGUAGCGCUGGGGCCAGAAGGUGACCCCACAAAGAACCCUGUUGCUGUUUUCGCCUCUGCCCUGCUCUCUGACCUCUGACGCUAGGCUAUAAUGGAAAGAAGGCUGCUUGAAGGGAGCUACUGCUCUUUUUUAAAUAUUUUGGUUGGUUGGUUGGUUGGUUUGGUUGUUUUUGAGACAAUGUUGUGCUAUGUAGCUUUGGCUAGUUUGGAACUUGUUAUGUACCGGGCUGGCCUUCUGAGUGGUGGGACUCAAUGAUUUUUGUUGUGGUUUUUUUUUUUUUUUUUUUUUUUUAAUGAUAUACCAAUGAAGUAUAGUGUAAUUGGAUAUAUAGCUGUAUAAUGAUCCAGUUUGGUGAUUACUAUUUAUGUUUCCUAAAUGUUGAUCAUUUCUUUGUAUGGGAUUGUAAUUUACACUCCUCUCAUGGUUCCAUAUAAAACAUGAAAUACAUUAUUGGCAACUAUAAGUGCACAUUGUGCUGUGGAAGUUAUCUAACCUUUGGGUCUCUUCCUGGUGUUUUCUGUCUUGUUUCCAUUAUCUGCCAUCUGCUUCUGCCAGGUUAAUUCUGAUAGCUUUUACAUACAGGUACCUGUAGCACUUAUCUCUCGGUACCUGCCUUCUUUUACUUAAUAGUUUUUUGUUUAUUUGUUUUUUAUCGUUAAUAACAUAGUAUAUGUGUGUGUGUGUGUAUAUAUAUAUAUAUAUAUAAUCUUUUAAAAGCCACUCAUCUGCCAUUGUACACUUUGGUGGAGUCCAUUUUUUGUGAGCAGUGCAGAAGCAGCCGUAUUCAUCCUUGUAAGGGAUAAGAUGACAUCUUGGCUGAGAACCAUACUUCCUGUGGGCUUACUGAAAGCCGUGGCCAGCUGGGAGGUUUGAAUGCAGGAGGGUGGGAUCUCCUGCUCGGUUCAACCUUAGUCAUUCCCCUUUUUACACGGCAGCAUUCUCGUUAUACCUGGUCAUGCUUUCAAAAGCUUUCCAUCCCCUCCCCUCACACUGUACGCAGACACAAUUCAACACUUUCGGCCUCCAUGAUGGAAAUAACCUGGCUCUGCUGGCAGACUGAGCCUCCAUGGUGAGACGUUAGCAUACAUACGCAUCCCAGGAAGCAUUGCCCAGUAAGCAUGAGGUGAUCUAACUGCUGAGUGUACGGUGGCUGCUGACAGAGCCCUUGUUUGUGAACAGAAGUGCUGUUCCCAUUCUGUCAGCAGAGCCCAGCCAGGUGUCACAGGUGUGCGGCAGUGCUCAAUGUAGCCAUGAAGGUGAAAGGAUCUGCUAGGAGGAGCUGGAGCCAGGUGGGGGAGGGGGGCCAGUGUUCGGUGGCUGUGGUAUCUGACUUCUGAGAGCUCUAGGUAAAGAGAAGAGCAGGUAGCAGAUGGGAAUGUGAGGCCUGGGAUCGGAAUGAGGACAGACCAGUUCUGCACAAGGAAGCAUUUUUAGUGAGAGCUAAGCGUGCAAGCUCUUUUGAGGCAAAUUGAUCUGAGGAUGGGGACAUAGCCACCCAAUACACAGCAAGUGCCUACUUAGAAGUGUUUAGACAAGAAAAGCAUCAGUCUUUCAGUUUUACAGUUGUGAAAGCAACACGAGCAAACUUUCCUAGGUAGUUAAUAGGACCAUAGCUUGGAAAUACAGCUGGCCGUGAUGAGCAAACAUCUGGUGAGACUUGGAAUAGGUUGUUUGGUUGUUUGGUUGUUUGCUAACCUACUAAGAGAUGCUUUGGGUCCAGGUGGUUUCUUUGUGAAUUAUUUCAAAGCACAGACUCUGUGUACACAAAACAGCUGUGAAUGUUGCUAACAGAAAAGAUUUUGCAGUGCACUAGGUUUCUGUUACAGGCUGCUCAGCUGCUCCCAUGAUUGCUCAUGGCUAGAAUGGACUGCUCUCUCUCAUUCUUUAGUUGUCUGUGGCUGGGCCUGCCCAUAGCUCUGGUGGUGGAUCCUGGAAUGUCUCUCAGGGAUGAUGGUCUACUUACUCCCUUGCUCUUGCCAUGCUGCUGUCCCCUUAUGCACCUGCCUCCCUGCCUCUGGUGGACCUGAAGUGAAUCCCUUCUGCUUGAAAUGGCUAUGGUCCCUCCUGACCCUGAUCUUCCUGGGGCAUCUCCUGAAGGCUUGGGUAGUGGUCUGCCAUGUAUCUGAAGGCCUGCAGCUUGGCGUCUGUGGUUGGUAGGCUUGAGAGCACUCAGCAGAGUCUAGGUGACCUAGAAAAUUAGUCUUGGCCCUAUUUAGAAGAGAAAGCCACUCCCUGUGAUGGGUUCUUGAUAUCGAGGAGAGGAGGCCUUAUAGCUGCAGUGACCAGGUUGUUUGCUCCUGGCUGUCUAUAGGUGGAACAGAGCUUGGACUGUAAUGGUCUUCCAUUACAAUGUAGCUUGUCUCCAGUGACAUCAGCAACAGUGACAACAGUAUCCACCUUCACCAGAGGCAGUGACCCAGGUGAUCUAUUCUUUGGGAGAGAAAGCACUAUCAGAUUAGACCUGUGUGUAGGGUCUGUCCUGGUACUAGGAAAGAUGACCUAGGAGAGGACUCCCCCGGAGCUGGACACAAUGACAGGCAUGCCUCUGACUAGUGUGUCCUGUUCACUUACCUGGGAAAUAUCCUGACAUCUCAUCUCUAGACAAUAAGCCAUGGGCUCUGUCGAAUGGUUUUUAAAAGACCUAUCUCCAAGGAAGACCUUAAAUCAGGAAGUACUGGUAAUAAAGUCCUCUGAGACAUUAGAGUACUCUGUAAAAUUGCAACAUUUGAAGCAGUUGGACAUUGGAUAGAGAAAUAGUAGUGAGACAAACCAUUUGGAAUGGUGUAAGUUGAAAAAUUUAGUACAUUAUUAGCGGCGUUCCAAAUGAACGUCAGUAAAACCACUUGGUAACUGGCUGGCUUUCUGGAACAUAGUAAAGCAGAGUGCCUGCAUCUGUUGUGCCAGCACACACUCCAGAUGGAUUAAAGAUGACAUUUUUUAAGGUCGUAAAAAUGCUUGUUAGCUUCCUGUUGUAACAAGUGCUAAAUAAUCAAUUUGUGGAGAGGAAAGGAAAGGUUUGGGGUCACACUUUUGGAGGUUUUAGUUCACUGUUUGUUGGUAGUUCGUCAUGGAGGCAACACGUGGCAAAACCAUUCACCCCAUGUCCAGGAUGAGAAGAUGAGAAAAGGGACAGAGGGCCCAGUAUCCCCUUCAAGGGCACACCUGUGACGUGAAACCUACCUCCCAGCAGAACCAAGAUGGGGACCAGGCUUUUAACACAUGUGCAGAGCAUUUGAGGUCCCAAUGGAGCAGUUCUACAGAAAAACACAAGUAGUUCUAAGAUUUUAAGUUUUGCAUGUCCAGAAUUGCCACGGGUAUGGCAGGUGGGCUCCCUCUUGCUAUCGGUGGGAAUAUAAAAUGCUUAGGUUUGACCACAUUAAUAGUUCUAGGCAUGUAAAUGUCUGACCACUUGCCCACAAGCUCAUGCCGUGGGUAGCUGUGGUAUGUAAUUAUGGUAUGUGAGAGAUCAGAGUGGGCUUGAAUUUGGUCACAUCUUGUUUCUUCCCCUGACUCCUGUUAGGUAUGAAGUAGUUUAAUCCUUACUGGGUAGUCAGGAGGGUUGAAUGAGGAUGAUAUCCAUUGUGAGCUAGCUGAGGCCUGUGAGUGUCUAUCAUAACACUAUGAACAGCAAAACUAAAAGAGUUAUAAAGAGCCAGCCAUAGGGGCAGGGCAAGUAAGGAUGUCAUUCUUAGAGCUUCUGUCAGCAUUAGCUAGAACUUAAAAUCUCAGUGACCUGAGUGGACAGCUGGCAUUGGCUGUCCAUCCUGUGUGUGUUGGAAUAGUCUGGAUAUGCUCUGCUUACUGCUGUGUCUCAGAAACACUUACAGCUCUCCCAUCUGCACAUACUGCUACACAGCGAAAUGAUGCU
Messenger RNA from Meriones unguiculatus (Mongolian gerbil), 5542 nucleotides. It is a transcript of the gene Rtl10, whose product is annotated as retrotransposon Gag like 10. The record is from RefSeq and is a predicted model, not a curated record. NCBI's taxonomy places the organism in Eukaryota, Metazoa, Chordata, Mammalia, Rodentia, Muridae.